AUGGCUAAAAGCCCGGAUGUUACUGCCACUUUCACCAUGGCCCAAGCCAACAAUCUAUUCAUGCCAGGUAAAAAGGUCGCUAUCCAAUGCAUCCCCAUUGCACCCGGUCUAUGGGCUACUCCAGUGAAUACCACCUUUUCUAUCCCCAAGUCCAGUGCGAUGACGUCUAUUUCAUUGAACACUCCACCUCUUGUAUCCUCUGAGUGUACGAUGACGAGUCUUUCUGUGCAAGGAACAAACACUAUGCAGGUCUGGUGGGGAACCCCUGAAGGAGCCAUUGAGACAGCCGAGUUCCCUCUUCAAAGAUUCCACCCAGAAACAGCGCAAUUCGCCAGUGCGUCGACAGUUUCUGAUACAGGAUCUUGCCUGGCUUCCGUAUCUGUCAACUCUACCAACCAGCUGGUUUGGUGGAUUACGGAAACAGGGGCUAUUGAUGGACAAGUUAAUAGCGGCAAAGGAUGGGCGUCACCCGGCACAGGACCUGGGGAAGCAUACCCCUUCAACGAGGCUAGCACAGCUUCAACAGCUAAUGGAGGUUCCAUGACCAGUCUCUUACUAGGUAACAAUGGAACAAUCCUUUUCUGGGUUGAUGCCAAGGGUGCCAUCGGUUGCUGCAGAUGGUUUGCUAGUUCGGGUUGGCAGGCUGUUUUUGAUGCACUUCCUCCCGGAACAGCAAGCACCACUACUCAGCUGACUACACUGUCCGUUGGCAGUACUGCCUACCUGUUCUGUGUUUCUCCGGACGGUGCAAUCGUUGGUGGCAGUUGGUCCGACGCCAACAGCGGUACUUUAGGUCUCAUGCCCCCGAUUGAAGUUGCACCAUUAAAGAGUGCAGCGCCUGACGGUGGAUUAACUUCGAUCAGCGUCAACGCACAGGAGAUUGCAGUUUUCUGGACAACACCAAAAAAUAGCAUCGACAUCGCCUUUCUGUUUGAGGGCCCCUACUCAUUUCGCAACUUCCAGCGACCUCUUACUGUGGCUCAGUCGGUUUUAGGAGGGACGGGUAUUGCAGUGUAUUCCAUGGAAGCGAACCAGUGCUCGGUUUGGUGGAUUGGACAAUCCAGCGAUCUCAGGAGGACAAACGUGGAUUUCACAAAAGUCUCAUCAACGCCGCCGCCCGAUUGGCCUGUGUUUGAAGAGGUUGGCCCUGAUUCUUGCAAACAAACGCGGUCACUUCUUGUUCAGAAAGUAUCUGGAACGCAGGUCGAUGUUUUUUAUGAAAAUGCGAAAGGUGCUGUUGCUGGGUUGUCCUAUGAGUCUUAG
This is a messenger RNA of Fusarium oxysporum Fo47, 1263 nucleotides long. RefSeq lists its product as uncharacterized. The transcript has a single exon. The record is from RefSeq and is a predicted model, not a curated record. Bases 1 to 1263 code for a protein of 420 amino acids. Lineage: Eukaryota; Fungi; Ascomycota; Sordariomycetes; Hypocreales; Nectriaceae.